This is a messenger RNA of Dentiscutata erythropus, 465 nucleotides long. The record is from the annotation of a GenBank genome assembly. Lineage: Eukaryota; Fungi; Glomeromycota; Glomeromycetes; Diversisporales; Gigasporaceae.
AGACUGUUAAUAUAUAAAGGUGAUCUAAAACUUUGGAAUAAGAAGUCUGCUAAAUUUAAGCAUGUCAUUAAGAAAAGUGAUGAUGAUAAGUGGAAUUCAGAUAUUUAUAAUAAUAUAGAUGAUGAUGAUUUGUUACAAGUCGAUAAAAUAGAUAAACUAGAAAAAAUGAAUGAUAAUAUCUUAGCAUUAACUGUUUUUACAAAUAAUGAAUCAUUAAUUGAUAAAACACAAUUUGGUGGUUUAUGUCAUGUAAAAAUUAUUGCUCGUAAAAUAUUUCCAAAGUUAUUUCAUCAAAAAUUCAGUAAUGCUGUACGUGCUAAGACAUGUUCAGAGGUUGCAGAAAAGGGCAAUAUUUGCAAUGAAUAUCAUAAUAUUCAGUUUGAUAAAAAUCUUUACAAUAGACUUUUACAAAAAAUACCAUCAUCAGAAAACAUUAAAUUUACACCCAAAUUUUUGGAAAAAUAG